Molecule: messenger RNA, 779 nt
Organism: Lolium perenne
Lineage: Eukaryota; Viridiplantae; Streptophyta; Magnoliopsida; Poales; Poaceae
Product: probable aquaporin TIP4-1
Biological process (GO): transmembrane transport; water transport
Cellular component (GO): membrane
Molecular function (GO): water channel activity
Source: RefSeq, a predicted model, not a curated record
AUGGUUACCUCUUCAACGGAUGGAGAACCGAGACCUAUUUAUGGAGAUCUGUACACGGUUGAAGGCUACGGCGAGGGAUACUUUUUCCCUACAUGGGUGGCGGCCCACCUGCUGGCCUCCUCCCUCGCCUGCAUCCUCCUGCGGUACCUCACCGGUGGCCAGGAUACUCCGGUGCACAGCCUAGGCUCAGGCAUGGGCCCGAUGCAAGGCCUGGUCAUGGAGGUCAUCCUCACUUUCUCCCUCCUGUUCGUCGUCUACGCAACCAUCCUCGACCCGCGGACCACCGUGCCGGGGUACGGGCCGAUGCUCACCGGCCUCAUCGUCGGUGCAAACACCCUCGCCGGCGGCAACUUCUCCGGCGCAUCCAUGAACCCCGCUCGGUCCUUCGGGCCCGCGUUGGCCACCGGGGUGUGGACCAACCACUGGAUCUACUGGGUCGGCCCGCUGGUCGGUGGCCCCCUUGCCGGGUUCGUCUACGAGUCGGUGUUCAUGGUCAAGAAGACGCACGAGCCUCUGCUCGGAUGGGACUUCUAGACCAGCAGGCUGCUCGCUUAUUUGCAUCACAUUUUGCGAUGUAUACAUACAAGUGCGUACUAGGGAUCGAUGUUGCUGUUAAAUUGUUCCGGCGGAGUGAUUCUAGGCGGAUGUAGAAAUGGAUUGUAGGGACUACAAGGUUGUUUCUCAAAAAGCUUUGAUUAGGGCUGGCCGUGUAAAUAGAUUGUUUGGAAAAUGUAAAAUGUUAUGGACUAUAUCUUGAUGCAAGCUAUUGGUAAACGCCA